ACUAAAACUUUGUUAAGAUCGCGCAGCGCAAUAAACAACUUGAGAAUUUCGCCAUAGCUUAAAAUUUGAGCUACAGCUACCAAGUACCUAGCUAGUGCAUCGAGGGGAAGCGUGCUUCAACGUACACACAUAUAUAAGGCGAUUAUAGAUACGUAUACAACAUGUCGCUUACAUUGUGGAAUUCGAGAUUUUCAGUAACGCUGGUGCGCCAGCAGGCGACGAUUUUUAUGUCGAGUGCGACAAAAACAAUCGCUGCAAAUAGUUUACACUACACGUUCAAUAACAAUUCCCAACCACAACACCAAAUACAAAACCAACAACAACGAAGAUACCUAACAACAGUAAUGAAGCCAGUCAACACAGCCUUGCCUGACAAGGGGACUAGACGCACUUCGCAAUCGGGUAACCGCAAUCCUGGUAAAACAUUGACACAGGGCCGCAACUCCCUCGAUAGCUCGACCAGUGAUUCCGGCAUAAAUGUGCCGCCCUUUAAUCACCCCCACUGCGAUAGGCAGGCCAUGUACCAGCAGCCCGUGCGAAAGGUUAAGCCACUACGAGGUAACUACGAUUAUGAUCUGGUUGUCAUUGGCGGCGGUUCUGGUGGCCUGUCCUGCGCCAAGGAGGCCGUGGCGCAUGGAGCACGUGUUGCCUGCUUGGAUUUCGUGAAGCCAACACCAAUUGGCACCAAAUGGGGCGUCGGCGGCACCUGCGUCAAUGUCGGCUGCAUACCAAAGAAGCUCAUGCAUCAGGCCUCCCUGCUGGGCGAAGCCGUGCACGAGGCAGCCGCCUACGGCUGGAAUGUCGAUGAUAAAAUCAAGCCCGAUUGGAACAAGCUCGUCUCCUCCGUGCAGAAUCACAUCAAGUCCGUCAACUGGGUGACACGCGUCGAUCUGCGCGACAAAAAAGUCGAGUACAUCAAUGGCCUGGGCUCAUUCGUGGAUCCGCACACGCUGUCCGCCAAGCUGAAGAGCGGCGACCGCACGAUUACCGCUCAAACCUUUGUGAUUGCCGUCGGCGGUCGUCCACGUUAUCCGAAUAUACCCGGCGCCGUGGAGUAUGGUAUCACCAGCGACGAUCUUUUCAGUCUGGAGCGUGAGCCCGGCAAGACCCUCGUCGUCGGCGCUGGCUACAUUGGCUUGGAGUGCGCCGGCUUCCUGAAGGGUCUCGGCUACGAGCCCACUGUGAUGGUGCGUUCGAUUGUGCUGCGCGGCUUUGAUCAGCAAAUGGCCAAUUUGGUGGCCGCCUCCAUGGAGGAGCGUGGCAUUCCGUUCUUGCGCAAAACUGUACCGCUGUCCGUCGAGAAGCAAUCGGACGGCCGACUGCUGGUCAAGUACGAGAACACGGAGACCGGCGAGGUCGAAAGCGAUGUAUUCGAUACGGUCCUCUGGGCCAUCGGGCGCAAGGGUCUGGUCGAAGAUCUGAAUCUGCACAAUGCCGGUGUGCUCGCGCACAAGGACAAGAUUCAGGUGGACUGCGAGGAGACAACCAAUGUCCCGCAUAUUUAUGCUGUCGGUGAUAUUAUCUAUGGCAAGCCCGAGCUAACGCCCGUCGCUGUCCUAGCCGGCCGUCUGCUGGCUCGUCGCCUCUACGCCGACUCGGAUCUGCGCAUGGAUUACGCCGAUGUGGCCACCACAGUGUUCACACCGCUGGAGUAUGCCUGCGUCGGCCUGAGCGAAGAGGAUGCCGUCAAAGCGUACGGUGCCGAAGAGAUUGAGGUAUUCCACGGCUAUUACAAGCCCACGGAGUUCUUCAUACCACAGAAGAGCGUGCGCUAUUGCUAUGUGAAGGCUGUUGCCCAGCGCAGCGGCGAUCAGCGCGUCUAUGGCCUGCACUAUUUGGGACCGGUCGCCGGUGAGGUAAUACAGGGCUUUGCCGCUGCCCUCAAGUCGGGCCUGACCAUACCCACGCUGAUGAACACCGUGGGCAUUCAUCCGACCACCGCCGAGGAGUUUACACGUCUCAGCAUCACCAAGCGUUCCGGCCUCGAUCCAACGCCCGCCAGCUGCUGCAGCUAAAUGGAGUGCUCCAUCACAAUGUAUUUGCCCCCCAAUUCACACACACACACACACACACGCUAACAUCUGGUUGGGCCAACGAAUUUGAGAGUUGUUGCCGCUUCAAAGCGAUAAAAGUUCAAGUUUUAAUUUAGUUUCGAUAGUAGCACACACACACACACCAACACACACACAAUAGCUCAGCCGACCCACAGACGGGCAGA
Messenger RNA from Drosophila montana, 2218 nucleotides. RefSeq names its product Thioredoxin reductase 1 (gene Trxr1). Gene Ontology annotation, biological process: cell redox homeostasis; glutathione metabolic process; cellular response to oxidative stress. NCBI's taxonomy places the organism in Eukaryota, Metazoa, Arthropoda, Insecta, Diptera, Drosophilidae. The coding region runs from base 162 to 2015 and encodes 617 amino acids. The transcript has 4 exons. The record is from RefSeq and is a predicted model, not a curated record. Gene Ontology annotation, cellular component: mitochondrion; cytosol. Gene Ontology annotation, molecular function: thioredoxin-disulfide reductase (NADPH) activity; glutathione-disulfide reductase (NADPH) activity; flavin adenine dinucleotide binding.